Bipolaris oryzae ATCC 44560 is the source of this 1362-nucleotide messenger RNA. RefSeq lists its product as uncharacterized. The coding region runs from base 1 to 1362 and encodes 453 amino acids. Gene Ontology annotation, cellular component: plasma membrane. Gene Ontology annotation, biological process: sulfite transmembrane transport; transmembrane transport. Lineage: Eukaryota; Fungi; Ascomycota; Dothideomycetes; Pleosporales; Pleosporaceae. The record is from RefSeq and is a predicted model, not a curated record. Gene Ontology annotation, molecular function: sulfite transmembrane transporter activity. The transcript is spliced from 2 exons.
AUGGAUGAAUACGAGUUAGACCGUGUAGCAACGAACAAUCCAGCUCUAUGGCCCCCGACAUCCAAUGGUACACCGGUGCAGCGCUCUAAAUCGAGGAAUUCACGAGGAAUGAACGCACCAGCUCCGGGCUCCAACGAUGAUGUUAUCCCAGAAGAUGAUGAUGAUGAAUAUCCCUCAAAAUACAAUGUCGGUUGGCGUCGCAUAGUCCGCAACUUCUCGCCCUCCUGGUUCUCCGUCACCACGGGCACCGGCGUCGUCUCCUUACUCUUCAUCUCCAUCCCCUUCCAGGCCCCCUGGCUCUACUGGCUCUCCGUCUUCUUCUUCGGCCUCAACACGCUCCUCUUCUCCUGCGCCCUACUAAUCUCCCUCUUCCGCUACAUCGCCUACCCGGAAAUCUGGCCGGUCAUGAUCGCCGACAGCGCCAACUCGCUCUUCCUCGGCACAGUCCCCAUGGGCUUUUCCACGCUGAUAUCCGCGUGGUGCUCGCUGUGCAUUCCAUACUGGGGGUCCUGGGCGGUUACGUUUGCGUGGGUGUGCUGGAUGCUGGAUGCGGCGGUGGCGGUGACGGUUACGAUUUCGCUGACGGUGCUGCUGAUUUCCGCAUCGAGGAGGCAGGCGCUGGACAAGAUCACCGCGGCCCAGCUGCUGCCUAUCUCGGCGUCGGUGGUUGCAUCGGGAGCGGGAGCGAGAGUCGCAGAGCACUUGAUCAAUCCCGAGCAUGCGCUUGGGACGAUACUGGCGUCCUAUAUUAUGUGGGGUAUGUCUGUGCCGCUGUCUUUGACAGUCAUCGUCAUGUAUUAUACUCGUUUGGCGUUGCAUAAACUGCCGCCACGCGAGAUUAUUGUGUCGUCUUUUCUGCCGCUUGGUCCGUUGGGGUUGGGUGGUUAUGCUGUUGUACACCUUGGAUCGGCAUGUCGUCGUAUCUUUCCGCAGACUGGAUCAUUCUCCGAGAUACCAAUCGCAGGAGACGUCUUCUUUGUCAUUGGCAUAUUUAUAGCACUUAUCAUGUGGUCAUUUGGACUAACAUGGCUGUGCUUUGCCCUGGCAUCUAUAUACAAGUCCCGUCCGAUCCCGUUCUCCAUGGGAUGGUGGGGUUUCACGUUUCCUCUGGGAGUUUUCGCACUCAGCACCAUUGAACUUGGCCACAUCAUUCCGAGUAUGUUCUUCCGGGUCCUAGGGACAAUCUUCUCAAUCGCCGUAAUCAUCCUCUGGUGUGUCGUCUUUGUUGGAACAGUAAGAGGCGCAUGGACCGGUCAUCUAUUCUACGCGCCUUGUUUGAAAAACAUACCAAAGAAACAAGGCACAGCACCGGAUACGGCAGAGCAAGAGAAGGAGAUUCACGCAAACACAGCAUCACGGUAG